GCUCGUGGGCCUCGUCGGGCAGGAGGGGAGGGGAUGGGCGGCCGGACCAGCGCUGCCGCGACGCCGGUGCUGCUCAACGUGUACGACCUCACGUCCGCGAACGAUUACCUCUACUGGCUCGGCUUCGGCGUCUUCCACUCUGGAAUCGAAGUUCAUGGCAUGGAGUAUGGAUUUGGAGCCCAUGACUUCCCGUCCAGUGGUGUGUUUGAGGUGGAAUCAAAGACUUGCCCUGGCUUUGUCUAUAGAAGAACGGUAUGGCUAGGCACAACAGACAUGUCUCAGGAAGAAUUCCGCACGUUUAUUGAAAAACUUGCAGGGAAGUAUCAUGGGAACACAUAUCAUUUGGUUAAUAAGAACUGCAAUCAUUUCACGGACGAUGUUUGUCAGAACUUAACUGGGAAACCCAUCCCUUCCUGGGUGAAUAGGCUUGCGAGAGUAGGUUCAGUUUUUGAUUGUCUUCUACCGGAAAGCGUUCAAGUUUCUCCUGUGGGUCGUGUCCCAACUCGUCGUCAAAGUUCUGACGAUGAUUUGCAUUCAAUACACUCUCCUAUCAUUGAGGACAGUGACAAUGAUGAGGACGAGGCCAAGCACCUGCUGCCAACUCCAUCCAAUGACAUGCAUUCUGUAGAUGUGCCACCAAAGCUAGCGAAAGAUCAUCUCUGAAUUGCUCCAUGCUCAUAGACACCUCCCAUACUGUAACUACAACUCGUGUAGCUGUUGGUGCUAAAGGGAUUCUCUAGACAAUGGCUUGACGGGCCAGUACAGUCAAGCUCGCCAUUGGUUGGUGUAGCUAUACACAGAUAGAGUUUAACUAUACUCGCUGCUUAGCAGUUAGCACUGCCUUGCUGUCUUUGUACCGGCAGGUGACUGUCAUCCAUGGUAGAUUGGUAGCAGCAGCAUGAUAUUACUGUGUCAUUUAGCAAAGCUGGAAAUCGCAAAAUGGGUUCCAGUAUCUAUUAGGACCGAAGGUGUAAAAUAUUGCCUUAGCUUAAUGCUUUCUGAGCCGAGACAAUCACUGUAAUAAAAGUUAUCACAGAACGGGGUUUAUGUACAUGGCUAUUGAGUAUUAA
Panicum hallii is the source of this 1070-nucleotide messenger RNA. RefSeq names its product deSI-like protein At4g17486. Gene Ontology annotation, biological process: protein deubiquitination. Gene Ontology annotation, molecular function: deubiquitinase activity. The transcript has 4 exons. Bases 34 to 663 code for a protein of 209 amino acids. NCBI's taxonomy places the organism in Eukaryota, Viridiplantae, Streptophyta, Magnoliopsida, Poales, Poaceae. The record is from RefSeq and is a predicted model, not a curated record.